AUGAGUAACCUCAACAAUUCGGAGUUCCCCGACGAGGAGGACGACGACUUCAAUCCGCAGCCAGAGAUCGGUUCUGACGAUGAGGGCGACGCGAAGCCUCCAACUGGCGCAGCUGACGAAGAUGACUUUAAAGAAGAUGGAGCCGACGAUGCAAAACCUUCGGGCGCCGACGACGACGAGGAAGGAGACGACGCCGGUGGAGAAGCUGCGGCGGACGAAGAGGAAGACGCUGGCGAUGACGAGGAGGAGGAAGAAGAGGAGGAAGAAGAAGAAGAUGAGGGCCCGUCGAGAAAGCGGAGAAAGCGGCGACGGAACCAGUUCAUCGAUGUUGAGGCCGAAGUCGACGAAGACGAUGAAGAAGAGCCCGAAGAAGAGGAUGAUCUGCCUGGCGAAGAGAUGCACCCAGAUGACCUGCAGGAGCUACCUCCAGGUGCGGACAGGGACGACCGAAUGCACCGCGAGCUCGACCGUCAGCGCGAAGCGCAGGAGGCCAUGGACGUCGAAGAGACAGCAGCGAGAUUGAAAGAGAGAUACGGUCGCCAGCAGAGGGCCGGCGGUCCCGGCUCCGCCAUCGUCCCACAGCGUCUGCUACUGCCUGGUGUUAACGAUCCACGCAUAUGGAGGAUGAAGUGUAGACCUGGCAAGGAGCGCGAGAUUGUCUUUGGAAUACAGAGCCGGAUCUUGGAGCGCUCCAAAUCUCGCGAACCAGUACAGAUCUACUCGGCAUUCGAGCGUGGCGGUCCCGUUAUGGCUGGUAGCAUUUACGUCGAGGCUUCCCGGCAAGACGACAUUCUACCAGCUCUUGAGGGUAUCUCUCAUAUCUUCUUCGGUACAAAGCCAAUGUUGAUCGCGCUUGAGGAGAUGCCUGACCUACUGCGCACGAAGAAGACGAAAGAGCUGGAGCCGGGUAUGUAUGUGCGCCCACGACGCGGCCUCUACGCUGGAGAUCUCGCCAUCAUUGACGAAGUGGAGGCCAACGGCACCGAAGUCACACUCAGACUGGUUCCACGUCUAGACUAUGGCCUCACUGAGGACGCAAACGCACCUGUGAUGGAGUCUGACGGACAAGGUGGCAUGAAGCGCAAGAGGGCAGUACGGCCAAUGGGUCAACGGCCUCCUCCCCGCUUGUUCAGUGAGCAAGAAGCGAGGAAGAAACACGGCAAGUAUCUCACUUCCGGUGGAGGCCUUAGGAAGAACACCUGGCAGUAUCAGAACAAGACAUAUGUCGAUGGUUUCCUCGUGGAAACCUUCCGCAUCAAUCAUCUCGAGACGGAGAACGUUAAUCCUACCUUGGAAGAGGUUACCAAGUUCGCUGCUGGAGCCGAGGACGGUACCGAGAAUCUUGACUUGGCCGCGUUAGCUGCGACACUAAAGACGAGUGCUGGCGCCGAUUACUUGCCCGGUGACCAGGUCGAGAUAUACAAGGGCGAGCAGAAAGGACUUGUGGGUCGCGCCAAAGAAGUCUAUGGAGAUGUGGUGAAGAUAGAGAUUGAGGAGGGAUCUCUCAUUGGCAAGCGCAUAGAAGUACCCACGAGAGACUUGAGAAAGAGAUUCCGAGAAGGUGACCACGUGAAAGUCAUCGGGGGCAGCAAAUACCAAGACGAAGUUGGAAUGGUGGUCCGAAUCAAGGAUGACCGUGUCACCAUUCUCACGGACAGCAACCAGCAGGAGAUAUCCGUCUUCUCUAAAGACCUUCGGGAAGCCACCGAUAGCGGCGGUGUCAUCGGAUCCAGCAAGUAUGACCUCUUCGAUCUUGUCCAACUCGAUGCCUCUACCGUUGGAUGUGUCGUCAAAGUGGACCGAGAGAGCUUGAAGGUCAUGGACCAGCUUGGAAGCGUUCGCACGCUAUUGCCAUCGAACAUUUCAAAUAAGGUCGAGAAGCGGAGAGAUGGUGCCGGAACAGCGACUGACAGGCUCAACAACGAAAUUCACGUCGGAGAUGUCAUCAAAGAGUAUGGCGGAGAAGGCAAGACCGGACCGGUACUGCACGUUCAUCGUGGCUACAUCUUCGCGCGAAGCCUUGAGUUGCGGGAUAAUGCCGGUGUAUUCGUUGCGCGGGCCAACAACGUCGAGCUUGCAGCAGCCAAAGGCGGCCGACUUGGUCCAGAUAUCACGAAAAUGAACACGACAUUAAAGUCAAAUGGUGGAGCUGCUGCGCCGAUGCCGCCUCCUCAGCAGAAGGGCAGAGACAGAUUGAUCGGACGUACAGUCAAGAUCCGCCAAGGACCUUUGAAGAGCAUGAUUGGCAUUGUUAAGGACACUACCGAUACAUCUGCUAUUCUUGAGCUCCAUGCCAAAAACAAGAAGACCACCGUUAAAAAGUCGCAACUCGCCAUUAUCGACCACAACACUGGGGAGGUUACACAUCCGGACGCCAGCACUUUCACAGGAGGACGUAGUAUGCCUGGACGUGGACCUAUGAUGGGCGGACAGACGCCAGGUAGGGGAUUUGGUGGUCCGCCGUCUGGGUCUGGUGCAGCUAGGACUCCGGCUUACGCCAUGGGAGGCAGGACACCGACUUGGAAGCAAGAUGGCGGGCGCACACCCGCUUAUGCUGGAGGCGGCGGCGGCGGCCAAACAGCUUACGGAGGCGGUUUCGGUGGUGCGACCGCGUACGGUGGCCAGACCAGCUACGGAGGUCAGACGAGUUACGGCGGCGGCAGUGUUUGGGGCGGGGCCGGAGGUGGUAGCGGAGCCGGAGGUGGUAGUGGAGGCGGUGUAAGUGCAGAAUACCAGGGCAUAAGCUUGACUUUAUUCUGACAAGCUCUAGCAAUCCACGUGGAACCCGAACAGCGGCGGCAGGACACCUGGGUAUCUUUCAGGCUCGAAGACUCCAGCAUAUGGUGGCAUGGAAGCCCCGACCCCUGGAUACAAUUCUGCACCCACUCCAGGCAAUUAUGCCGACCAGCCAACACCCGGCGGCUUCCGAGGAAGCUAUCAGACACCGUGAGUAGCCAAUGCUUUUCGCCAACCGAUGCGAAUGUUUGCUGACUACCACCAGUGCUUCCUAUAACACACCUGGCGGAUUUCCCGAGACACCAGCACCCUACUCGGCGCCUACACCGGGUGCCAAUGACGCACCAGGAUAUGACUAG
Messenger RNA from Lecanosticta acicola, 3095 nucleotides. The record is from the annotation of a GenBank genome assembly. NCBI's taxonomy places the organism in Eukaryota, Fungi, Ascomycota, Dothideomycetes, Mycosphaerellales, Mycosphaerellaceae.